Molecule: messenger RNA, 1665 nt
Organism: Ascochyta rabiei
Lineage: Eukaryota; Fungi; Ascomycota; Dothideomycetes; Pleosporales; Didymellaceae
Exons: 6
Coding region: 1-1665 (554 amino acids)
Molecular function (GO): acid phosphatase activity
Source: RefSeq, a predicted model, not a curated record
AUGCAUUUCCGUCCUGCUGCACGCGCAGCUGCCGUGCUCGCAAUUGCGGCGCUUUUUGAAGCAGCUCCUACAACAGUUCAGGCAUCGUCUAAUGCUGGCUCGCCCAGCUUCGAUGUCUAUCCUCCCUCUGGGACUGUAGUCAACUCUUCGCUCUUCCCACCGGAGUCUGUUGUCGGCUUCCCAGGCCCAACGCCCACUGGUGUCGAGCCCAAUGCCAUCCAGACAGCUCCCUCGUACCCCUACAACGACAACAAAGCCAGCUCGUUUCCCCUCAUUGUCCCGCAACCCCACGGCAAUGACGCCGAAUCCAAAUUCGACAUCAGCAGGUACUGGGGCAAUUUGUCGCCAUGGUAUUCUCUCCGCUCCGCAGACUACGGUCUGCCUGACGCAAACCCUCUUAUUCCUGAGGGAUGCGACAUCACCCAGGUCUUGUUGCUGUACAGACAUGGUGCUCGCUACCCCACAAGCGGUGCCGCACCAGCCACUUUUGCCCAGAAGCUUGUAAAUGCGACAAAGGCAGGUGGGGUGGCUUUCUCAGGCGAGUUGUCUUUCCUGGGCGACUGGACUUACAAGCUCGGCGCUGAACUCCUUACACCGUUUGGUCGUAGCCAAGAUUUCUUGCUCGGCGUCGAGUACAGGCAGUUGUACGGACACUUGCUCAACAACUUCACUGCUGCGGGCACGCUGCCUGUGUUCAGGACGCAGAGUCAGGACCGCAUGGUCAAAACGGCUGAGAACUUUGCUGCCGGUUUCUUUGGCGUGCCGGAGUAUAUGAGUGAGGUCAACAUUGAGAUUAUGGUAGAGACGCCGAGUGUGAACAACUCUGGUGCCCCCUACGAGGUCUGCUUGAACUCGAACGUCGCUAGCAAGGGAAGUAUUGGAAGUACUGUUGCUGCAAAAUAUGCUGCGAAUGCUUUCAACGCCACCAUCGCCCGCCUUCAGUCGCAGGCUAAGGGCAUAAACUUCACUGCAACCGACGCCAUUGCCAUGCUACAGCUCUGCUCAUAUGAAACCCCCGCGCUCGGCUACUCCGCCUUUUGCGACCUCUUCAGCGAAGAAGACUUCCUCAACUACGAGUACUACUACGACCUCUCCUUCUACUACAAUAACGGCCCAGGCUCACCUGUCGCCGCUGCGCAAGGAAAAGGCUACCUGGACGAAUACAUAGCGCGCUUCACGGGUAAAUAUCCGUCCGCUAACUCAGCACUCAACGAGACGUUCGACAACACGACGACGUACUUCCCGCUCACGCAGUCCAUCUACGCCGACGCGACGCACGAAGUCGUCGUCCUCGACGCACUGAUGGCAUUUAAUUUAACUGCCCUCUUCGACGGCCCUCCGCUGAGCCCCACGGGGAACGAGCACGCCAAUUCGUUUGUCGCAAGCCGAAUCGUGCCCUUCGCCACGCACUUCACAACGCAGGUGUUGUCGUGUCCUGCCAAGAGCCCUAGCAAGCAGAUCCGCUUCAUUGUCAACGAUGCCGUCAUCCCCAUCAACGGAUCCUACCCAGGCUGUCCCGCAGACAAGGAUGGACUGUGCUCCUUCGACAACGUCGUGAGCGUGCUGCAGAAGCGCAGCGCCGAGAUUGACUACGCACAUGAUUGUCUGGGAAACUACACUGCGUCGCCGGGCGUGAACUACAACGGGCGCGCGCCGAGGUCGUGA